Episyrphus balteatus (marmalade hoverfly) is the source of this 1880-nucleotide messenger RNA. Its product is annotated as apyrase-like. The transcript has 7 exons. Gene Ontology annotation, molecular function: metal ion binding; nucleotide binding; 5'-nucleotidase activity. NCBI's taxonomy places the organism in Eukaryota, Metazoa, Arthropoda, Insecta, Diptera, Syrphidae. Gene Ontology annotation, biological process: AMP catabolic process. The coding region runs from base 150 to 1814 and encodes 554 amino acids. Gene Ontology annotation, cellular component: plasma membrane. The record is from RefSeq and is a predicted model, not a curated record.
UUUUAAAAUUAUUUUCAUCAUCAGUUUGGCUUGAUCUGUCAACAGAAGCAGGCGUUAAACUCGAUCUAAAGUGACUAAGGCAAACGAAUAAAUUAGAUAAUUUUCUCAAACUGCUUCCAGGGUUAAAUUACUAAUUCGUGUGCAUUACAAUGGAACCCUUAAAAAAUGCUAUUGGAUUAUUUAUUUGUUUGAUAUCAUUUUCGUUUCCAUCGGUUCGGUCGGAUCUGUUUCCAUUGUCAAUCAUUCACAUAAAUGAUUUUCAUGCAAGAUUUGAACCCACUGACACAUUCGGUGGUACUUGCGAUGAUGGUGAGGAAUGCAUCGGUGGCUAUGCACGCACUGUUCACACAGUUCGGAGGCUACUCGAGGAACAAAAAGAGUUGAACCCAAUUUAUUUAAACGCUGGAGAUAGCUUCCAAGGAACUCUUUGGUACAAUAUUGGUCGUUGGAAUGUAACUAGCCAGUUUCUAAAUAUGCUUCCAGCUGAUGCUAUGACCAUUGGAAACCAUGAAUUUGAUCAUAAAAUCGAGGGUUUAGUUCCUUUCCUUGAAACCAUAAAUUCGCCAAUGCUAGCAGCAAAUAUCGAUGAUUCAGAAGAACCAACAAUGCAAGGUUUAUAUGAAAAAUCCAUGAUAAUUGAACGAAAUGGAAGAAAAAUUGGUAUAAUUGGAGUUGUAUUGGCUACAUUUUAUGAUCUCGCUGAUACAGGAAAGCUCAAGUUUCUUAAUGAAAGUGAUGUCAUUAUUGAAGAAGCACAGAAGUUGAAGCAACAAGGUGCAAAUAUUAUAAUUGCACUAACACACUGUGGCUAUGAUGUUGAUCAAAUUAUUGCUGAACACGCUGGAGCUGAAAUCGAUCUAAUUGUGGGAUCUCAUUCACAUACAUUCCUUUAUACUGGCGAUGUUAUGCCAGGACCCGAUACGGCUAGAGGAAAUUAUCCAACAGAAGUAAUUCAUAAGGCCAGUGGUCAUAGAGUACUGAUUGUUCAGGCAGCUGCUUACGCCAAGUAUGUGGGGAAUAUAACACUUUUCUUUGAUGACAAUGGAGAUGUCGUUUCUUACGAGGGAGCUCCAAUUUAUAUGAGCAAGAAUGUGAAAGAAGAUCAGGAGGUACUCCAAGCAAUAGCUCCAUGGAAAGAAAUUGUUGACGAAAAAGGAAAUGUUAUUGUUGGAACAUCAAGAGUAGCCUUAGAAAAAUGGUCCUGUGAAUCCGGAGAGUGCAAUCUUGGAAACUUUUUUGCCGAUGCAAUGGUACAUGCCUUUGUCAAUGCUUCAACAUUUGAUCAACCGAACAGAUGGACAAAUGUAUCAAUCGCACUUGUUAAUGCGGGAGCCUUAAGAGUGCCUCUCAACAAAGGAAACCUUACAUACGCGCACGUUGUGACUAUGUCUCCUUUUGAAAAUGCAUUAAUAGCAUUUAACUUAAAAGGACAACACUUGAUAGAUACUUUAGAAUAUAGUGUAAAUCUGGUAGAGGCCGAAAAUGGAAUUUAUAGUUCUAGAAAUAUGCUUCAAGUUUCCGGACUAAGAAUAACAUAUAAUUACAAAAAUACUCCUGGGAAACGUGUUCAAGAUGUACAAGUUAAAUGCGCAGACUGUGAUAUACCUAGGUAUCUACCUUUGGAUAAAAAUAAGGAAUACCGAAUUGUAACAGCAGAUUUCCUUGCAAACGGAGGAGAUGGAUUUACAAUGUUAGCUUCUAAUGCAAAGGAUCAAGAGAAAUUAAAAACGGAUAUUGAAGCUUUAGUUGAUUAUAUGAAUGUAGCUUCACCUAUUACUACUGGCCUCGAGGGAAGGAUAAAAGUUAUUUCUUAGACAAUGUUGUUCAUUUAAGUAUUUUAUUUACGUUUAAGUAAAUUUUGUUUAUUUUAUUUAUAAAAA